AUGUCUAAAGGUGACGCGCACGCUCAAGUCAUCCGAUACCAAAAGAACAUUAUAGACACGAAAGGCUAUCAGAGUAGCCCCCCAAAACGCGUCCAGACUUCGCACUCCGUGAUACGUCCCGAGCUAAAUCGAAAGUCCGGGGGGCGCCACCGUCAGCUACUGUUUGUGCUGUCAACUUGCAUAGCGUCAAGUUGCCCUCUCUCAGCCGGAUCGAAUUUCAUAUUCGAUAAAGUGAACGUGCCUCAAUUUUGGGCGACAGACCGUGUGACAUAA
Leptosia nina is the source of this 273-nucleotide messenger RNA. The record is from the annotation of a GenBank genome assembly. Lineage: Eukaryota; Metazoa; Arthropoda; Insecta; Lepidoptera; Pieridae.